AUGGAGCACAUUAGCCAGCACCUUGCGGUCUGGGCGGCUGAUGUUAGCCCGAAUGACGACGGGCUGGCCGUCCUGGGGCUCAGAACCGACAUCGUUGGAUCUCUACGGGCCUACGGCCUGGAGACCCCAUCUGCUCUUCAGAAAACUGCAUCCAGAUUGAUUUCGAACCACCGCGACCUGUAUGUGGAAGCACCGUCGGGUCAAGACCGCUCUGAGACCCUCGUCAUCAAUCUUCUCCGCCACAUCGACACCACAUCUCCCACCACACAAGCCAUAGUUCUCGUGUUCACCGACCAGCUCGCCCGUGAGCUUGAUACCCUUGUCCGUGCCAUGGGCCGGCAGCUUGCCAUCAAAUGCCACUGUUGUGGCAGCGAAGACGACCCCGCGUCCGAUGAGAAGGCUCUGGUAUCCGGAACCGCCAUUGUUAUUGGCACUGCGGAGCGCCUUGCACAUCUUUGCGCGGACGGUUAUCUGAACAAGGACGGUCUGAAGCUGCUUGUGCUGGAUGACGCCGAUGAUGUCCUGGACACAUCAAUGGAGCAUUUCCUUGACAUUUUCCAUUCUGUUCGCGGCCCCCAUUUUCAGAUCUGUCUCUACUACUGGGACUUGUCAUUCCAAUUCCAGGAUUGGACCUUCCGCCGCCUGGUUAACUCUCCUGUGCAGAUCUACGGCAAUCUUCCUGUUUAA
Molecule: messenger RNA, 687 nt
Organism: Penicillium argentinense
Lineage: Eukaryota; Fungi; Ascomycota; Eurotiomycetes; Eurotiales; Aspergillaceae
Product: ATP-dependent RNA helicase eIF4A
Exons: 1
Coding region: 1-687 (228 amino acids)
Molecular function (GO): ATP binding; nucleic acid binding
Source: RefSeq, a predicted model, not a curated record